Pristis pectinata (smalltooth sawfish) is the source of this 5247-nucleotide messenger RNA. RefSeq names its product rhomboid, veinlet-like 2 (Drosophila) (gene rhbdl2). The coding region runs from base 438 to 1307 and encodes 289 amino acids. The transcript has 8 exons. Gene Ontology annotation, molecular function: serine-type endopeptidase activity. NCBI's taxonomy places the organism in Eukaryota, Metazoa, Chordata, Chondrichthyes, Rhinopristiformes, Pristidae. The record is from RefSeq and is a predicted model, not a curated record. Gene Ontology annotation, cellular component: membrane.
GCCUGAAGUACGCAACUGAAUGGUGACAGCAUCACAUGGUAUAGCUUUAAACGAUUAAGUAGUUCGGUGGCUAUUUGUCUUCAUGUUUGUGUUUUUUUCCAUGUUUUACGAAAGCUUCUUCCCCCAGCAGACAAUGGAUAUUGCUCGGAGACAAAAGAUAAUUGACAGCUAGUUCAGCCUCUGCAGAUCCUUCCGGCUUCAGAUGCACCAAUCAGCACGGUCCCGAGAGUCCGGAAAAUUGAUCAAAACUUUUAUGGGCAAAAGCGAGGUUUUGGGAGAUUGCGGAGAAUCUGUAAAACGUACGGACUGGUGGACGUGGGCUUCGGAAUCACAGCACCAGCUCGUUUAAAAGCAUCUGAUAUACAGCGAGCUGACAGACAUUAUACGAAAAGCGCUGAUCCAGGUAACAUUGAAUUAGGAUUUGCUCAGGUGUAAAGAUGGAGAUGAAGCCCAGGCAUGCAGAAAAUGAAAACCUUAAUGAAGAGGCGAACAGGGAAUCAUCUCAGUGUUGCACAUGGUGUGACAAACUUCAUACAACUGUGUCUAAUUGGAUGCUUCCUGAAGAAGUCAGGAGUCGCUACUUGGAAAGAGCAAAUUGCCUCCCUCCACCACUCUUCAUUAUCUCCAUAAGUUUGGCUGAGCUGGCUAUUUUUAUUUAUUAUGCUGUCUGGAUGCCUCAGAAGCAGUGGAUUACCCUUGAUACAGGAGUGCGGGAAAGCCCCUUCAUUUAUAGGCCUGAUAAGAGGCAGGAGGCCUGGAGGUUUGUUUCGUACAUGCUGGUGCAUGCUGGUGUUCAGCACUUAAUAGGGAACCUUCUCAUGCAGCUUAUUCUGGGAAUCCCUCUGGAGCUGGUUCACAAAGGCCACCGGGUUGGCCUGGUCUACAUCGCAGGUGUGAUUGGAGGUUCAUUGGCUAGCUCAAUAUUUGAUCCCUUGCUCAGUCUGGUUGGAGCUUCAGGUGGAGGCUAUGCCCUAAUGGGAGGCUACUUUAUGAAUGUAAUAGUGAACUUUAAGCAAAUGGUGCCACUAUUUGGUGUUUUCAGAUUGGCCUUUAUUUUGAUAAUAGUGGGCACUGAUGUGGGCUUUGCUCUAUAUAGAAGGUUCUUUGUUGAAGGAACUGGUUUCCGUGUGUCCUUUGUGGCUCACAUUGCAGGUGGCUUAGCCGGAAUGACAAUUGGUUACGUGGUUUUCAGCUGCUAUGACCAGAAACUCUUGAAGGAUCCUAGAUUUUGGGCUUCGAUUUUAGCCUAUUUUGCCUGUGUAGUGUUUGCCAUCAUAUUCAACAUCUUCCUGUCUCCUGCUUCUUAACCAGUAAGGGGAAGGGGUAAUAAAUUGGUCUUAUUGUUUUUUUAAAAUGUACAGUAAUAUCGAUGGUUUAUUAACAACAUGAACACAGAGAAGCACAGUUGGAACAAUCAUCUUGCACGACACCACACAACACCAAGUGACUUACUAUUAAUCCUUGCCACAAGAUAAUUUGUCUUAUAUUUUAUUGAUCACAUCAUGUCAUGGAGAAAGAGAAUGAGUGACAAACUGCUCUUUUUUCCUUGGUCAGUUGUUUGUUCCUGAAUUUAUAAUGGUCCUAUAAAUUUCCUUCUUUCUGUCAGGAAGGAUGACUGUCAGUGGUUUAUCUACUCCUCCCCACCCCCUGCCCAGUUCCGAAAUUGCAAACUCUUGUACACUAAAAUAGUUACAACCUUGAAUGGAUGAGCCGCAAACUGAACUCUGUGCCCACUGUGGCUUGAUUAGAAUUAUCUGCAUUAAUAUCAACAAUCCGGCUACUUUCAGAUUUAGAAAUUUAAGGCUCAUUUUCAGGACAACUGGAUCCUUAAACUUCUGUUGUAGAAUUUCCCAAACCAUCUUUGAAUUCCAGCCACUUUCUUUGUUUUUCUGCAAGUUGUUUUUAAAUUAUCUCAGUACAUACUUGGUCCUUUAUAUAUCUAAAUUUUGUUCACUAUUAUUUUACUCUAAUUGGAAAACCUCUUAUACUGUGGUGUCCUGAUUGGCAGCCAUUGCUUCUGUGACAUUCUUUCUCUGAGAUACAUCCAUGUUGCUUGGUAAGGUAAGGUGUCACAUAAAAAGUAUAAAUAAUUUAGGAAAUGUCAGCAGUGCCAAGGCAGUUAAUCACCUGUUUUGUUUUACCAGGUGAUCUUAUCUUAACCCUGGCAUUAACCUGUUUAAAAUAAAUGAGACUAUUACUGAUGUUAAAAUAAUGCCAGUUGAAAGAUCUAAACUAAGGGGCUUAUUUCUUAUGAUUCAUUUUGGACAGGCACCAGAAUGAGCAAGACAUAGAGGGAUAUGGAAUUAUUGCAGGCAAGUGGGAUUAGUAUAAAUAGGCAGACGGUCGGCAUAGACAUGGUGAGCCAAAAGAUCUGUUUCUAUGCUGUACAACUCUAUGUCUCUAUCUUGGAUUACAUUGGCUGUCAUUGAAAAACCAAUGAACAUGUGGAAUGGAAGCAGGAGUCAGCCAUAUCACCCCUUGAGUCUGCUCUGCCAUUCAAUAAGACCAUGCCUGAUAUGAUCCAGGCCUUAACUCCAUUUCCCUGCCUGUACCCCAUAACCCUUGGUUCCCUAUGGUUCAGUAGUUUGCCCUACAGUUUAGGGAAGCUUUACUCUUUUUCCUUCCAAUGUAUCCUUGGUUAAAAGCUGUUUUGAGCAUUUGUCUUUUAUAUAUGAUUAUUAAAGCUAUGUGGAAAUCAUAUUUUAAGAUAAUGAUGUUUUUGAAUCCAUUAUAAUCUUCACGUGACAAGUGACUGACUAAGUGGAAAUUUAAACGUUGCAGUAUCUGCCCGAAGAACAUGAUGGAUACAAAAACAUUAUGAUCUCAAAAAUAUGAUUUGUAUGCGGUGGCGAGAAGUUAAAUGCAUGCUGCAGAUUACCAUUAUUCUUGAAAUGUAGCAUUAAGUAUGUGUUUAUAGCAUGGUGGAGGACUGUUCUGCAGCUACUAUAUUACUAGAAAUAUUGGAGAUUAGAAAUUGCUUGCAGUUUUUAUGUGUAAAUGGCAAAAAGAUAAUUGUGUUAUUGGAUAUUGUCCUUUUUAACAGCCAAUAACUGCAUAUAUCGGUUUAUUUACUUUAUACUGUACUGAAUGAAUAGGUAACAGGUAAUUUUACUCAUUGCUUUUCUGCCAUGUACCUUUUGUCAGCUGAAGACAUAUACCUGGAAUUUGGGUACAUGCUUCCCGAUUUUGUCUGUUAAUUUCAAUGGAUGGAAAAUGAUGGGACACCCACUCCGUAAUUCAGGAGAUGAGUUUGCAGUGAGGAAACCUCGUAACAGGUGUAUAUCAUAUAUUAAAGUCAUAUAAAAGCUCAUUUCAAUAAGGCAAACACUUUCAUGGUAAUAUUAUGAGGUGUGUAUCAAUUUUAGGAAGUAGAGGUUAGAGGCAUAUUUGAUAUUAUGUUGUAAAUAAUAUUUUAGAAAUAACUUAAAGGUUGUAUGUCAGUUCUUCCAUGAUGUCCAAAGUGCUGUAUGAUUAGACUAAGCAAUUUUGGCUUCUGUAAUUCAAUGUUUAGAGUCUUUAAUUGUUCAAGGUGAGGAGACAUCUGUUCUGAAAGUGGUGGGGCACUAAGUUUUACAUUCCAAUUAAUCCACAUGUCACAUUGGACAUGUCUGAGAUGUGGGAAAUAUCAAAACCAUAAUGUUUAAUGUUGCACUAGUAACUUGGAGGUUGAUAACUCAGGUGUGCAGUUGCUUGGUUGCUUGUUUAACAAGAUCUUUGGUCUGGAAAGUAGUGAAGAAGUGAACAUUUGUUUUGCAGGAAUGCAGGUACAUAUGGUUUAUUUUUAUCAACAGAAUGUUACUAAUACCUGUAUUGAGAUUACGUUUGUUUGGUUACCUGCCCUUUAUGUAUGUACCAAAAUACACCUAUCAUAUUUAAGCCUGUAUUUAAAUUUAUGGCAGGAACUCAUCUACCUACAAAGUACAACCCAAGUCUCACUCACAUAUGAUCAUUCUUGACAAGCUUCACUGUUUUGACAGCAAUGUAUACCAUGCAGUCUCUUUACAACGGAAAGAGAUUAUUUGAGGUUUUAUAGAUUAGAGGCAUUAUGAACCAAUGACACUCAUUGAAAGUCUGUGCAGGAAUGAGAGAUACAAAACAAAUUGAAAGUGCUCUUCUGACAGGCUGACCUACAGCAGUCCUUGAUUCACCCUUGACAAGUUUCACUGUUUGGACAGCAAAAAAUACCAUGCAGUAUUUAUUUUUGCCCUAAUUGUACAACCAUUUGCAGUCAGUAUAGUGAUGAUCCAACCCUCUGCCCUCAGUGAUGCUGGAGCGAUGGUCAAGGGUGCCUGUGUGUUGGGGGAAAUAAAGAAAUUACAGCAUUUGAAAAUUGAUGUAUGGGAACAGAUGAUUUGCUCCCCCCAGAAUGAGCACACAAAUACAUUGCUUUUACAAAGGCUGAUUUAUAAAUAUACUGUUUUUAUUAAUUUUAUUUUAGUGAAAGUCUUGCAGUUCUUUAUUAAAUUAAUACUUAAAACGCUUCAAAUAGUUCAACUUGCAUAUUUGUAAAGGGCAAGUCCAUCAUUUUUAUAUCUGUUGGGAAGUUUUUAAAUGUCUAUUUACAGUUUUAAUAGUUUAAUAAUUAAAUGUUUUAAUGUAUGUUCAUAACUGAAAAUAUUGUCUGCUGGUCAGCCAGGUAGCACAUAUUUUAGCUGAUACUGGCAUGUUUUUUAGAACCCGUACAGUUUCCCCAAAGUUGCCUGUGCUCUCAGCUACUCCAGUGCCAAACUUGAACACCAUUUAGCUCUAUUUGUCAAGCAUCAUUUGUUUUAAAUGUGAAAACAAACUGAACCACUUUUGUAGUUUCUAACUGACCAGUGCACUCCAGUCCAGUCUCGAUCCACUUCUGGAAGCCUGGGCAGAAAUGUGGACCUCUGAUGUACAGCUAUUCAUUGACUUAUGAAAGGGAGACGUUCCUGGCAAACACUUUAUUAAGCAAAAUUUGGUAAAUCGAAAAGGCUGAGUGAAAUGCAUUAUAGGCAUUUCGGCACAGUAUUUCUGCACUACUCCUGCACUAUUCGUUAUAGUGAAAAAUAUUUCUGGAUAUCUAAAAGUAUCCCAAAAUGUUGUUCUAGCAAAAAUUUGUAAAUUAAAUUUUUGUAAGUUGGGAAAUUGCUGUACUUUAAAAUGAUUUUGAUGCCAAUUUUGUCUAUUAACAAAUGAAUGGAACAUCUAAAUAAUUCAUUUCCCUGUACAUGUUUUGAUUGUGAAAAAUAAAUUGAAUUAAAGUGGAACUUUAAUGAUGCA